Drosophila takahashii is the source of this 1676-nucleotide messenger RNA. Its product is annotated as CCA tRNA nucleotidyltransferase 1, mitochondrial. Gene Ontology annotation, molecular function: tRNA binding; nucleotidyltransferase activity. Lineage: Eukaryota; Metazoa; Arthropoda; Insecta; Diptera; Drosophilidae. The record is from RefSeq and is a predicted model, not a curated record. Gene Ontology annotation, cellular component: mitochondrion. Gene Ontology annotation, biological process: tRNA 3'-terminal CCA addition; mitochondrial tRNA 3'-end processing.
UAGAUUACAUCUGGUCACGAAACUAUCCCCUUAAAGUAUUUGAAGUCGUUUUUUCCGGCUUUUUUCACUGUUUACAAGUCGAACACAAAAUACAGUAAUUUCGGGAAAGAAAAGGAUUUCGGACCCUGCCCAAUCCUCUCCAUGAAUGGCCCACGCCGCCUUGUCAAGCUGACGACACGUGCGUUCGCCUCCCUGGCACUAAACCUCCGACAGAGGAGUCGCUGGAUGAAGACCAUGGCCGUGCGCAUGGCGCCAUGUCCGGUUCGUCCACGAGACGCCUCCCCAGAGAUGAUCGCCCAGCUGGGGAAGCCGCCUAGGAUGCGCAAGGACCCGGCAUUCCGGAAGGUGAAAAGCCCCGAGUUCCAAAGCAUUUUCACACCCGAACUGGAGGAGCUGGUGGCUCUCUUCAAGAAGUACGACUAUGAGCUGCGGAUUGCUGGCGGCGCUGUGCGCGACAUCCUCAUGAGCAUUCCGCCGAAGGACAUCGACCUGGCCACCACCGCCACUCCGGACCAGAUGAAGAAGAUGUUCGAGAAGGAGGAGGUGCGGAUGAUCAACGCGAACGGCGAAAAGCACGGAACCAUUACUCCCCGGAUCAACGACAAGGAGAACUUCGAGGUGACCACGCUGCGCAUCGAUAUCCGCACCGAUGGACGCCACGCGGAGGUGGUGUACACCACCGACUGGCAGCUGGACGCCAACCGCCGUGAUUUGACAAUCAACUCCAUGUUCCUGGGCUUCGAUGGCACCGUUUACGACUACUUCUAUGGCUACGACGAUCUCCAGGAGCGUCGUGUGGUCUUUGUGGGCGAUGCGGAUAUCCGGAUCAAGGAGGACUUUCUACGCAUCCUGCGCUACUUCCGAUUCUACGGACGCAUAGCAAAGGAGGAAAAGAGCCACGAUCAGGCCACUCUGGCUGCCGUGAAGGACAAUGCCGCAGGCCUGGCCAGGAUUAGCGGCGAGCGGAUCUGGAUGGAACUGCAAAAGAUAGUGGUGGGCAAUUACGGAUCCGCCCUGCUGCUGGAGAUGCACCGGUGCAACCUGUUCGAGCACAUUGGGCUGCCCGCUGAGCCGAACUUGCAGGAGUUUGAGCGACUUUGCGCUGCUCUAGAGCACUUCGAAAAGCCGCAUUAUCCUAUUUUGUACAUGACGGGAAUGCUACACUCUAUAGAAGAUGCGAUGACGAUGCACAAGCGCCUGAAGUUGUCCGCCUACGAAAGAGACCUGGCUAGGUUUAUUACACAGGAGCGAGAAAAGGUUGGCACAAAUUACACUACCCUGCGCGACUACCAAAAACUGUGCUUGCAGAAGUACAUUCAACGAGAUUACGUAGAACAGCUGCUGAAGUACUCCAACAAACAAGAACUCUACAAUCAGCUGAAGGCAUGGGUCAAGCCAGAUUUCCCAAUCAAAGGAAAUGCUUUGGCUGAGCAUGGUCUUAAGGGAAUACGACUUGGUCUGCUUAUGGACGCACUUAAACUCCUUUGGGCAGACAGUGACUUCCAAUUAACCAACGAUGAUUUACUUAAAAAGAUUCCUGAAGUCUUGGAAAAGAUACCGAGCUCUCCCAGUAAAGUAAGACGUGUAAAGUAGUACUGAUUUCAUCUGGAGCUCUCCUUCCUGGGUGUUUAUAUUUAUUAAAGUUUAUUUGACCAUUUCGUUGGAUCUAUUUUAAA